This is a messenger RNA of Rhopalosiphum maidis (corn leaf aphid), 635 nucleotides long. RefSeq names its product dolichyl-diphosphooligosaccharide--protein glycosyltransferase subunit DAD1 (gene Dad1). Bases 186 to 524 code for a protein of 112 amino acids. The record is from RefSeq and is a predicted model, not a curated record. Gene Ontology annotation, cellular component: oligosaccharyltransferase complex; membrane. The transcript is spliced from 2 exons. Gene Ontology annotation, biological process: protein N-linked glycosylation. NCBI's taxonomy places the organism in Eukaryota, Metazoa, Arthropoda, Insecta, Hemiptera, Aphididae.
UCAUAAUCAUAUAUAGUAAUCAUACACACUAGAAUAUCUGUUCAGUGUUUUACGGUGUUUGUUUUGUUGUUAAAUGUUAAUUAAUAAUCAUUAAUUUUUGUUACCGACUGUCGGCUGGUCUACUUGUUUACUGAUCACAAUUAAUUUGUACAAUUAUAUUAUAAAAAAUCUAACAGUUUUUAAAAAUGGCUAAAAUCUUGGGAAUCGUUUCAAAGUUUUAUGAAGAUUACACUAAGACAACAUCAAAAAAACUUAAGAUAAUCGAUGCUUAUUUGUUGUACAUAAUGUUAACUGGAAUCGUACAGUUUGCUUACUGUUGUUUAGUAGGCACAUUCCCGUUCAACUCGUUUCUCAGUGGUUUUAUUUCAUCAGUUAGUUGUUUUGUACUUGGUGUAUGUUUACGAUUACAAGCAAAUCCACAAAACAAAGCACAAUUCAGUGAUAUAAGUCCAGAACGUGGAUUUGCUGAUUUUAUUUUUGCACAUAUUGUGCUUCACUUAACUAUUGUAAACUUCAUAGGUUAAAUUCAACAUUAAAGUUAAAAUUUAAAAUAUAUUUUAUUGCUCCAUUUUUUUUUUCUAAAAAUAUUUUGUGUAAAUAAAGGAUUAAAUAAAUAAAAUUUAUACUCACACAUA